GGCGGCCGGGAGGGGCCGCAUGGCGGCGGCGGGCUGUUGGCGCGCGGCGAGCGGGCGGCGGAGGAGGAAGAGAGGGGAGAAGGAGGAGGAAAGCGGAGUCGCGGUGCUGAGGCGGCUGCGGGACGCGCGGGACGAGCUGCUGAGCUCCGGCUUCUGGGCGGCGAGCGCCGGAGCCGUGCGGGAGCCGCUGGGCUCGGGGCGGGCCUGGCGCUGCGUGUGCUACGGGCUGGGGCGGUUCGCUGCCUGCCCCGCCGCCCGGCUGCAGCUGGCCUUCCUGCUGCUGCUGCUCGAGAUGCUGGAGGUGCCGCCCAGGCACUGCUUCCUCUUCGACCCGGCCUUCUCAGAGCUGGAGCUGGCAGCACUGGAAGCACUGGGGUUGCAUCUGCUCCCAGAGAACGAGGAGGGCAAGCACAGCACAAAUGGAUCUCCUACCCUGUUCUACAUGGUGCACUGCGGCAAGGCACUGUACAACAACCUGCUGUGGAGGAACUGGUCUGUCGGUGCUCUGUCCAACAUGGUCAUCAUUGGGAACAGCUUUAAGGGAAUCGAGGAGAGGUUGCUGACAAGAAUAUUGGAAAGAGAUUACUCUUACAUUGCAAAGAUUUUAAAAGGGGUGGAGGAAGUUGCCCUCCCUGCUCACCCUCGGUACUCGGAUACCUUCAAUGACACCUCCAUCCACUGGUUCCCUGCACACAAACUGGAGAGGCUCUCUGCUGAAGUUUGGCAGUUCCUGGAGGAGCCGACUUAUGAGGACUGUGAUGACUUGGAGAUCAUCAGGAAGGGGGAGGAAGGGAGCCAGCAUGGCCCUGCUCCAGCACAGCCUUAACUGCUACCUCUUCCCUCGGUCCUCCUGUGCAGCCGAGGUGAUGCUCAAGCACUGACAGUGCCAGAAGUGGCAAUACCUGAACACUGAGCUUGAUGGAACAUUUUUGUAUCAUAGUGAUUUUUUUAAAUAAAAGUGAAAGCUCCACUUUGAC
Molecule: messenger RNA, 977 nt
Organism: Gallus gallus (chicken)
Lineage: Eukaryota; Metazoa; Chordata; Aves; Galliformes; Phasianidae
Gene: SRRD
Product: SRR1 domain containing
Exons: 7
Coding region: 20-826 (268 amino acids)
Biological process (GO): microtubule-based process
Cellular component (GO): cytoplasm; nucleus
Source: RefSeq, marked validated